GUUUCCCAAACACACCGCCGUCUCGCUUUACGGUAGGAGGAGUCUCUCGCUGAAGCAGGCUGUCUGAAGGGAAUGCCCGUUGGACUGCUCAGUGCAGAGACGCUGCGAGGUGGGUCCUUCAAAGCUCUGGCUGUGACGGUGCUCCUGAGUGUGUUUAUGAUCCCGCUGCUGAGGACUGUUGGACUGCGGGCGUUCUCCAUGGCAUCUGAGACGUACACGUCGGGCACACACUCUGCCGCCUUCGUCACCUGUCCCAACGACACAGUGGCUAAAGAGCUGGCCAGGGCCAUUGUGGAAAGGAAGCUCGCUGCUUGCGUCAACAUUGUCCCAGCGAUCACGUCUGUAUACGAAUGGCAGGGUAAGAUCGAGGAGGACAGUGAAGUGAUGCUGAUGAUCAAGACAAGAAGUUCCAAGGUGCCCGCUCUGGCCGAAUAUGUCCGCUCCAACCAUCCUUACGAGGUGGCCGAGGUCAUCAGCCUGCCCAUCGACCAGGGCAACCCGCCCUACCUCAAGUGGAUAGGAGAAGUAGUCCCCGAGUAAAGAUGGAGAAGUGGAUGAAUUCACCGGUUCCCUCAAAGACACAUCGAGACAGAUCUGUGAUGUUUUUUACCAUCUGCAAAAGACUUGCAAGACAAAAUAGUCCAACAUGUAAAUAAGUGACAUCUUUAGAUGAUUAAAACAAUGAUACGGCUAAAAGAUGAUCUUUUUUCUUGAUGUUUCCAAGCAUUAUUUGAUUAUAUUAAGUGCUCAAUGUUCUUCCCCUCCAGUUUGUUUACCUCUAGAGGGCAGCCUUGGUCUUGUCAAAGUUAACCAGCUGCAGAAUAAACUGUGCUCCACAGAUUUCACUCGCCACUCAAAUGUCUAAAUUGACGGGACAUCAGUUGGAUUCCUCAUUUUCUUCUGUGAACGAAGCAUUUUGCAAUAAAUUGGAAGAUUCAUAUUUUU
Anoplopoma fimbria (sablefish) is the source of this 945-nucleotide messenger RNA. Its product is annotated as protein CutA homolog. Gene Ontology annotation, biological process: response to metal ion. The transcript has 7 exons. Lineage: Eukaryota; Metazoa; Chordata; Actinopteri; Perciformes; Anoplopomatidae. Gene Ontology annotation, molecular function: copper ion binding. The record is from RefSeq and is a predicted model, not a curated record. Bases 73 to 540 code for a protein of 155 amino acids.